This is a messenger RNA of Corythoichthys intestinalis (scribbled pipefish), 3725 nucleotides long. RefSeq names its product VPS39 subunit of HOPS complex (gene vps39). The record is from RefSeq and is a predicted model, not a curated record. Gene Ontology annotation, biological process: autophagy; intracellular protein transport; endosomal vesicle fusion. The coding region runs from base 610 to 3237 and encodes 875 amino acids. Gene Ontology annotation, molecular function: protein binding. Lineage: Eukaryota; Metazoa; Chordata; Actinopteri; Syngnathiformes; Syngnathidae. The transcript has 24 exons. Gene Ontology annotation, cellular component: cytoplasm; membrane.
CAAAAACAUAUAAUUAAACAUUUUAAUCUACAAAGAUACUUUCCUACCCGACAAAGUUCCAAACUAAACACCAUAUUUCUGUCAAAAUGAACUCGUGUGUGCAAACUGACUUUAAUUCGCUUCUCGUGAGCGAGAUGUGACGAGAGUCACGUGCAGUUUCUAGUCAGCUGAAGCCAGGAGGAAGUGGCUCCGAGCUAACGUGGGUAACACUAACAUUAGCCUGGUUUCUGUUUAAAUGACAGUUUUUAAACUUUGGAAUUGUCGUUGAAGUUCUGUAUUGACGUUCGUGGACCAAGUUAACGACGCAAUUUGCGUGGAAAGGGGCCCUAGUCUCUUGGCAACUACUUAGCUACGGAGCUAACUGUCAACUGUUGUUUUGGUCUUGGAGAUAUUUGACAGUGAGGACAAAUUCUGUCUUCUUUGACUUCUGCUUGGUUUGUGAAUGUUGAAACUACUCAAUUUGGUUCGUGAACGUUAAUAUACUCCGGUUAGUUCAUGAAGGCACCACCACUACCACCGUGACCAGCGGCCACUCAGUGGAGCACUCGGCCGUCGAGCCUCGCCUCACUCUCGGUUUGGAACCACCGGAGCGCCCUGCUGUCAGUCAAGAUGCACGACGCCUAUGAGCCGGUGCCGAUUUUGGAGAAGCUUCCACUCCAGAUUGACUGUAUGGCGGCCUGGGAGGACUGGUUGCUUGUUGGAACCAAGCCAGGACACCUUCUUUUGUACAGGAUUAAAAAGGAUGCAGCCACCAACCUCUUCGAAGUCACACUUGAGAAGUCCAACAAGAACUUUUCCAAGAAAAUCCAGCAACUCUACGUUGUUUCGCAGUACAAAAUACUCGUCAGUCUUCUAGAGAACAAUAUCCACGUCCACGACCUGCUGACAUUCCAGCAAAUUACUGUAGUGUCCAAAGCCAAGGGAGCCACGCUGUUUGUUUGCGACUUGCAGCAAAGCAGCACUGGAGAGGAAACGCUGAGAAUGUGUGUUGCCGUAAAGAAGAAGUUGCAGAUGUACUACUGGAAGGAUCGAGAAUUCCACGAGCUGCAGGGAGACUUUGGCACUCCAGAUAUUCCAAAGUCCAUGGCCUGGUGCGAGAGCUCCAUCUGCGUCGGCUUCAAAAGAGACUAUUACCUCAUCCGGAUGGACGGUCGCGGCACCAUCAAGGAGCUCUUUCCAACUGGCAAACAGCUGGAGCCGCUAGUCACCCCUCUGGCAGAUGGCAAGGUCGCUGUCGGGCAGGACGACCUCACUGUGGUGCUGAAUGAGGAGGGGAUUUGCACCCAGAAGUGUGCCCUAAAUUGGACGGACAUCCCCAUAGCUAUGGAGCACCAGCCUCCAUACAUCAUCGCAGUACUGCCCCGCUAUGUGGAGAUCCGAACUUUGGAGCCCCGGCUUCUGGUGCAGAGCGUGGAGCUGCAGAGGCCUCGUUUCAUCACGUCGGCUGGGCCAAAUGUUGUGUACGUAGCCAGUAACCAUUUUGUGUGGCGUUUGGUGCCCGUGUCUAUCGCCACGCAAAUCCGGCAGCUGCUGCAGGACAAGCAGUUUGAGCUCGCUCUUCAGCUGGCAAAGAUGAAAGACGACUCGGACGGUGACAAAAAACAGCAGAUCCAUCACAUCCAGAACCUCUUUGCCUUCAAUCUGUUUUGCCAGAAGCGAUUUGACGACUCUAUGCAGGUCUUUGCCAAACUGGGCACAGAUCCCACCCAUGUGAUCGGCCUGUACCCGGACCUGCUUCCGUCCGAUUAUCGCAGGCAGUUGCACUACCCCAACCCCCUCCCUGCACUAUCUGGAGCAGAGCUGGAGAAGGCCCACCUGGCACUCAUCGAUUACCUCACGCAGAAACGCAGCCACCUGGUGAAACAGCUCAACGACUCGGACCCAUCCACAACAUCGCCACUCAUGGAGGGCACGCCCACCAUCAAGAGUCGCAAGAAGCUGCUGCAGAUCAUCGACACCACGCUGCUUAAAUGCUAUCUGCACACCAAUGUAGCCUUGGUUUCGCCCCUACUGCGCCUGGAAAACAACCACUGCCACAUCGAAGAAAGCGAGUAUGUGCUAAAGAAGGCGCACAAGUACAGCGAACUCAUUAUUCUCUACGAGAAGAAAGGCCUGCAUCAGAAAGCUCUGCAGGUUCUAUUGGACCAAUCCACCAAGGCCAACUCUCCCCUGAAGGGCCACGAGCGCACCGUGCAGUACCUCCAGAGGCUGGGUGUUGAGAAUCUGGGUAUGAUCUUUGAGUUCGCUCCCUGGGUGCUGAAGAUCUGUCCCGAAGAUGGGCUAAAGAUCUUUACGGAGGACCUGACCGAAGUGGAGACGUUGCCACGGGACAAGGUGCUCAACUUCCUAAAAGAGGGCUUCAAGGAACUGGCCGUCCCAUACUUGGAGCACAUCAUCUACGUGUGGGACGACAAGGGCCCCGAGUUUCACAACACCCUCAUUCAGCUCUACCUAGAGCGCGUCCAAGGCCUGAUGAAGCAGUACCUUAACUCGCUGCCAGAAGGAGUCGCGGCUGUGCCGGCGGGCAUGGAGAAAGGUGAGCUGGGAGAGUUUCGGAACAAGCUUCUAUCCUUUCUGGAUAUCUCCAGCAGUUACGAGCCGGCGCGACUCAUCAGCAACUUUCCCUUCGACGGCCUUCUGGAGGAACGGGCGCUGCUGCUGGGUCGCAUGGGGAAGCACGAGCAGGCGCUCUUCAUCUACGUUCACGUCCUGAAGGACACGCACAUGGCCGAGGAGUACUGUCACAGCCACUACAGCAGCUCAGUGGAAACCGAUAAAGACGUGUAUCUGUCCCUGCUGAGGAUGUACCUGUCCCCCCCGGACGCGCGCUGCCUCGGGCCCAUCAAGAUGGAAUUGUCGGAACCCCAGGCCAACCUGCAGGCCGCCCUCCGGGUGCUGGAGCUGCACCACAGCAAGCUUAACACCACCAAGGCCAUCAACCUGCUGCCGGCCAACACUCAGAUCCGCGAGAUCCGAGUCUUCUUGGAGAGCGUCCUGGAGGAGAAGGCCGAGAGGAAACGCUGCAACCAAGUGCUCAAGAGUCUACUGCAGGCGGAGUUCCUCAGGGUGCAGGAGGAGCGCAUCUUUCAACAGCAGGUCAAAUGUGUCAUCACGGACGAGAAGACGUGCAGAGUUUGCAAAAAGAAGAUAGGAAACAGCGCGUUUGCCAGGUACCCCAACGGCGUGGUGGUGCACUACUUUUGCUGCAAAGACCGCAACGCGUGUCCAGCAGAGUAACACUCCGACACAACAUCCUCUUUCACAACAACUCCGAAAUGAAAGAAAAAGGAAAAGAUUCCUGGAAUUAGACUUUUUUGGGUGGCCUUUUCCAUAGAGGACGCUGGACUGUUAUGCCUUUUUUCAGAUUUUUUUCGGCAUUUUGAUUUCUGCUCACACAAAGACUCCAGUUUCAAGUGUUUUCAUUUUCACCACUAAUAUUUUUUUCUUUUGCCUGUUAUGUUCAAUCCUAAUUGUACAUUUUCACCUCACAGAUUAUUUAUUGCUUGAAAGAGAGUCAAAGGACGAAAGUUUCUUGCGUGCAUUUGUGAUUUUUAUUUAACGCAAACAACGGAUUGCCACAUCCGACGCGCCGAAUGUUUGCGAACAUCCUGCUACACUUUUCUAACUUUGUUUCAAGUUUGUUUGUCCCGGCUUUAAUUUCUAAUAAAGAUUUUGCAGCAGGAUUUGACUGUUAGCCUUCAGACACAAUAAAAUAACAAAGCAAA